This is a messenger RNA of Phaeodactylum tricornutum CCAP 1055/1, 1023 nucleotides long. RefSeq lists its product with no specific name. The coding region runs from base 1 to 1023 and encodes 340 amino acids. The record is from RefSeq and is a predicted model, not a curated record. The transcript has a single exon. Lineage: Eukaryota; Bacillariophyta; Bacillariophyceae; Surirellales; Neidiaceae.
AUGUUGAAUUUAAGAUGUGCACGUCCUUUGGCUAUCCUAAGUCUCGUUACUUUACGUCAAUUGGCCUUCGCACGAAGCUGGCUCGAUGUGGCCGACGUUGCACUCUUCGCCGUAUCACCGAUGGAUCCGAAUCGUCUCCUUUACAGUGGUGAAAGUGAUCCGUUCCUUUUUCCAACGCCAAACCCAACUACGUCACCGUUUUCAGGGCCGAUCGCAACUCCUACCUCCCGUCCAGUAGCUAAUGUUGUUGCCGCACCCAGCACAUCGGAACAGAGGUCGAACGCACCGUCUGCGCGUUGGGAAAAUCGGGAUGGAAAUGGUGGUUGCCAACCUGGACGAGUACUUCACGAAGUCGUAUUACAGGACUUCGGGGGUGACGAACAAUACAACAACAGCAUAGCUUUUUGGACUAUGCCUGAUAUUUUACCGGACGAAAGAUCCGAAACCAGCUCAACUGCGCAUAUUUCCGGUCCGAACCCCACUUCAGAUGGCUUGGACAGCGCUUCUGAAGGAGGAAUCGAAUUAUUCAAAGGCAGUUGGAAGGCUGGCGAAGACUCUUUCUCUUACAUUUGCCUGCAGCCUGCUAAGUGCUACCAAAUGGAAGUUGAAGGCGGACUCGGGUCAAGUGAUGCUACAUGGGAAGUAAGAAAAGUAGAGAUGGAUAUAAACGAGAACAUGGGUGCAGUAGUGGCAAAAGGCUUCGUACCAGAAAAGUGCGAAUUCUCAAUAUUGAAUGAAGAGACCGACGCGCUAGCCUGUCCUCUCCGUUGCAACGUCUCUCCCGAAACGCCGGCAGCUUCUUUCUCUUCGGCCCCAGCCUCUGCACUACCCACGGCGCUUUUAAGUGAUGCGACAGAGAAGCCGAAUCUAUUGCGUUCGACAGCACCUAGCGAUGGUCCGUCACUUAUCCCAAGCGACGUCCCGUCAUAUGUACCCAGCUAUGCACCAUCCAUCGUCCCCAGUGAAAUUCCUUCGUCGAAUGUACAAAGUGGCUUUGGAACAGAUCAACGUAUUAUUGAUUAA